AUUGAUCCUAAUGAACCGACUUACUGUUACUGCAAUCAAGUAGCGUUUGGUGACAUGGUGGCCUGUGAUGGGGAGAACUGCGAGAAAGAAUGGUUUCAUUAUGCAUGUGUUGGCCUUAUAGAACCACCUGCAGGAAAAUGGUUCUGUAAUGACUGUACAGAAGAUACCCGAUCAAGA
Messenger RNA from Phycomyces blakesleeanus NRRL 1555(-), 177 nucleotides. RefSeq lists its product as hypothetical. Lineage: Eukaryota; Fungi; Mucoromycota; Mucoromycetes; Mucorales; Phycomycetaceae. The annotation marks the transcript as partial. The transcript is spliced from 2 exons. The record is from RefSeq and is a predicted model, not a curated record.